ACCCCCACGAGUGAAACCGCGCGCGCCAACGUGCCCUCAGCAACCCAAGCGUCUGAACAGUGCUAUGCUUUUAAGACUGCACCAGCUGUCGACUUGAAACGACCCUCGCCGCUAGCCCCUUUUCCAUCGUGCCACGUAUCGCUCUCACCCUUCUUCGAGACUCGACUAGUCUCUCGUCUCUUUUACCAGCCCGAGCCACAUCGCGCGCCAACUCCCCGCGGCAGAGUAUUAAUCGGAUCUGACACUUUCAGUGAAGCCUCUGAACGUAAAUCCAAGCGAUACGAUUGGAAGCUUAAGGAUCGCUGAAGAUAAUUGAAUCCACGAAUCGCUUUCCUCCACUCAGUGCUUUUUGCUGAGAGUAUAUUCUGAGAAACCCUUGAAAUAGAUUUCUAACCUCACUAUUCAAGUCCUAAGCUCUCGUCAUAAUACUGUUCCGGCCUCAUGGCAGCACAGAAACUCACGCCACUUCUUGUCGCAGUUCUGCAACUUUGCUUAUGUCAAAUGUCACAGGAACUGGAACCGGUUUUCUUAGCUGCUUUAGAAAAUCAUACAGUAAUACAAGGACGUGACGUAUUCUUCACAUGCGUAGUAAAUCAUCUACAAUCCUACAAGGUAGCAUGGAUCAAAUCCGAUUCGCGGGCUAUACUAGCGAUACAUACCCAUAUGGUUGCACAUAACCCACGCUUAUCAGUAACCCAUAAUGGCCACAAUACAUGGAAACUCCACGUUGCCAACGUGCAGAAAGAAGAUUCCGGCACUUAUAUGUGCCAAGUCAACACAGAUCCAAUGAAGAGUCAGAUGGGAUACAUGGUCGUUUUAAUACCACCGGAUAUAAUGGAUGACGAGUCGGCUGAUGGUCUGGUAGCUCACGAAGGUGGAAAUAUUAAAUUACAGUGCGUCGCAACGGGAACACCAAAACCUACAGUCACCUGGAAACGCGAAGAUGGAGCGAAUAUUACACUACGGGGAGACAGACAAAAGCAAUCCGUGAAGAAGUACGAGGGGGAGACAUUGGAAUUAACGAAUGUGGUUAGGCAAGAGAUGGGAGCAUAUCUCUGCAUAGCAAGCAAUGGCGUACCACCUACGGUCAGCAAACGAUACACCGUAAACAUUCACUUUAAGCCACUGAUCAAAGUAACGAAUCAAUUAGUAGCUGCACCGAUCAACAGUGAUGUUGUCCUACAAUGUUACGUAGAAGCAUCGCCACAUCCGAUGAACACAUGGUACGAGGAAUCGGGCGACAAGUUACUUCUAAGCGACAAGUACACGAUGACAGACUAUGCACUGAAUAACGACUACUCCUGGCAGAUGAAUCUAACGGUUCACUCGCUCGACAAAAGAGACUUCGGUGGUUACACGUGUAGCGCAGUGAAUGCCCUGGGAAAAUCUGAAGGCGUGGUGCGUUUACAAGAAUUAAAUCUACCAGUAAAGACUACACCGGGGACGAUAACAAGACACACAGAUUCAAGAGCGAAAAAGAAAGUAUCGAAGGCAAAAAAGAAAAGUAGGCGUCCUAACAUUGAUGGAUUUGAUGACAAUGACCUUAUAAAUGGUAUUGAGGAUGAUCUUGGUACUACUCAGAUCAUGGCUGGUAAUGCUCUAGAAGGUCAACGCACUGAGAAACCCUUAACGUUACCAUCCCUCUCACCACCAUGGGUCAUACUUAACGAAGCAAGUUCGAGAUACUCCUUGAUCUCGAACUUGACAAUUCUGUCGUUGUUAUUUACGGUAACCCUGUAAGAAUUGACAGUAAAUUUGUAAAUCCGAUGCCAGAGGGACGUAGCCUGAAUGCCUAUUCGACAAUCCAGUCAUAAGACCUACGUCCUUUUGGCAUGACACGGCCGACUUGUUAUUACUGUAAAUAGGGAGAUGUGAAGGGUGGCAUCCCAGUGAAAUAGUUAUUGGACGUUCGCGCGUAUAUUAAGCUAGGUUAACGAAAGCAAGAUGGAUGUUCUGGAUGGAUGAACGAGACACAUCCUGCGAAAAGCCAGAAGGCCAAAAGUGAAGGACUGCUGGCAACAUGGCCUACGAAUAGUGUAUGUGACAGAGAGAGAUAGACAUAGAGAGAGAGGCGGGAGGGGAUGAAUCGAUCCCGAAAAAAUGAGGUCUUCCUGUUGUUCGAAAUAAUAAGCUGUGCGUGCGAUUUUUUGUACUGAAUGUGGUAAAUCGUCAGUGCAACCAAUGAGAGGAUGCUACUGCGGGAUUACGACUUCUCAUGUAAAUAAGGGAAUUGAGGCAGCGGAUUUAAUACGUAGAGCUUUAGUUCAAUUUUUAAAAUGGUUAAGAUUCGUUUAAGACAUCAAAUGCGCAAAUGUGUGAAACGUAGAGGAAUAGGAAGUACCUUUAUCGAAUGCGUACAGUUCUUUUUCUGUUAGAAAUGUAAACUUUGGUAUGGAUUCCUUAAGUGAGGUUGUAAUUACUGAGGGGAUGAGUAUUCUGGUAAUUGAGCUACGUGAAAUAACUUUUAAUGAUAAUUUUUAUACUCAUCGUGUGGAAAAUAAACGCCGAAUUUUUCGCGAGAUAUUCUAUGUUAUGAUACGUACCCAUUAUACAUCCGUAAGAUCAUUUAUGACUUCACGUAUCAAGUAUCAUGUGUUUCGUAUCGGUUUUUCCGAAAUAAAAUAAAAUAAAAUUUCUGACGCGUAUUCUGCAUGACUGAAGUCAGAAUAGCUGAAAGAGAACAAAAAGAAUCACCUUACACAUAAAUCUGUAUACAUUAACAGUGAAAUAAUGCAAAGUGAAUUACAAUAGCGGUACGUGCUCUGCAGGAACGGUAGUAACAGAAAACGAAUAUUACAGAAUCGCAUUUUUAUUCCAAAGAGCGGUUUCAGCAUAUUCCUGAAAUGUUUCACGGUAUUCGUAAAUUUCACAUCCGAUUGACUAUAAUCACACGUACCAUAACGAUCCAACAAUUCUUCCAAGAAGUUCUUCCAAUAUUUUAACGCAUUUCUAUCUACAUAAUGAAAAUAUUAUUUUUUAUAUUGAAAUACACCUUCAAAGUCACUGUGUACAAUUCUUUUGAAAAAUUACUGACAAUGAGCAUUAAAAUGUGCAAUGAGACUUCGACAUUUUAGUUGUCGAUUAAUUCACAGGUAAAAUUACUCCGAUUGCUGUGUGUCGUUACCGCGUAUAAUUGAGUUAUACUUACUACGUAAAGUGUGUUAAUUGCCAACCACAAUCACGGAACAAUGUACUCUCAAUAGAAUUCGACAGAUAUUACAUAACAAAUAAUUACCUUGAUUAAUGACGUUCCUUCAAGUCAUUAUACUCACGUAUAAUCAAACGAGAAGUAGCUUUACUAACUAACCGCGAAUAUACGUAUAAUAUGAGAAACAUUGAAAACUCGCAAAUGGUCUCAAAUGAUCAAGGUGAAAUUCAGUCCCCAACCUAGUAUAAUAACGCCUAAUGACAAGUCAUCAAAGUCUGUACUGUUAAAAAGACAAUUACUGGUUGAGAUAUCACUGGAUUUCUCAUUUAAUUUGAAUUUUUUAUUUCUGAUAGAAUUCAUGUUUCUUCACUAUUAAAUUGGAAAUUUUUAAAAGUAAUUGGAAAAAUAAACCUAGUCAAUAAAAUGACCAAUCGCAUAUCGAUUUUGACUAAUAAGAAAAAAAAUGAAAAGUACAGUCAAGCUAAGAAUAUUCAGACAUAGGGCGUGAGACGAAGAUCCUGUAAUUGACUAUGCUAAUUGUGAAAGAUUUUUUUUUUUAAUAUAUUUUCUAAAGUUUUUUUAUUUUGUCUUAUCUUUACCUCGUGCUGCGUUCAAGACACUAUAUAACGUGUACAAGGUAUAUCUACUCUUGUUACUAGACGACAAACUUACGAUUCAGUGCAUAGGAUUGUACAUACAUGAUUUUACAAAGCGUGAUUAAUAACCUCAAAAUUUGACAAGUAAUUGAAAUUUGAAAAUUAAUUUUUGUUUACUGUAUAAUGCCUACGCUUCGCGCGGAACGAAUCAAAACUUUUGAGAUAAAUGGCGCACACAAUGAUUGGUCCGUACGAAUGAGAGGAGUAAGACUUUUAAUAUUCGAUUCAUCUAAGCAAACUUGAAUAUCUUGAAUGUAUAGUGCAUAUAUAUUGCAACUGAAUAACUGCUCUUAUGCGUAAAUUUGGACCAUUCCCAUUUGAUGUUAAUAAUGCGAUCAUUAUAAGGUCUUUUCAUAGUGUAUAUGAAACGCAAUUACAAUUUGAAUCUAUUGGGCAAGGAGGAGAACGAUCUGUCAUUAAUAGUUCUCAAAGAAAUGAAAUUCUGCUAUCUUACGAUCCGUGCUGAGCAGAUGUAACGACAAUAAAUACAAUAUAGUAUAAUCCCCGAUAUGAUUCAGGAUUUUCUAAGAAAAUGGAUGAAGACCGUCUCUGGAUAAUUAAAUGAAAAUUUAUUUUUUUCAAUAUUAUACGUAUUAUUUAUCCUUUUUAAUCCUUUUUUUUCGUCGAAACGAUAAAGUAAUAUCGGUGGGCUAUUUCAGCCCUUCUAAUAAAUACUUGUUACUAUUUUUUCCAGGGAAUUCUUUAACCCAAUAAAAAAACCUGAAUCAUUAUACUUAUCACGCCUUUAAUUAAACUCCCAUAGGUGUAUAGGAAGGAAUGGCGAAUUUAUCGGAUAUGAUACGUAAUGUAUACAUAAAUAUAUAUGUAUAUACAAUUAUAUUGCAACGAUACAUAUGAAUAUUAUAGGACCACGUUUAAUGUACAUACACCCGUACCUAUACAUGUUUUAAGUAUCCAUGUAAAUAACGUAAAACUAAGUGUUGGAGUCGUACGUACGACAGUAUAAUCGAACAAUGACGUUCAUGAAUCUGCUAUAUGAAACGAGACUAGAUUUUAUAUGUGAUAUUAAUCAAAUCGGUAUGUAAUAUAAUAAGGAGGAUAAAAAGGCAACCUCGUUACCCGCAUGAGAUAAAUCUAUAACUGUACAGGUCAUUUCGCAAUGGAUGCUGCGCAUGGAACAAUAACGCUUAUUAUAUAUAUAUAUUUCUUUACAUCUGCACCACAUAUAUUUUAAUAUACUAUAAAAUUAGCUUUUACAUCAUAAUAUUCCUGAUAAAUGUUGUUUUUAAUAACUUUGAUUUUAUAAUCGAAUUACAUUAAUUAUAUUAAUAAUUUUUAUUACUUUAAAUUAAAAAUAUAUUCAUGAAAAUUUUAUAUUCCAUACGUAACAUCCCUGGCAUUUAAUCCUGUAUAAAUAUAACAAAAUCUGCAACGUUAUAAUUACAGCGAAUUGUCGCUCCGUAACACAACGAAUAUUCGGACACUAAUUUUUCGCUAAUCCGGUAAGCUUUCGGGGAUUCUUAUCUUUGUGACGAAUAUCAUACACUAUACUAUUUUCAUAAAAGAUGAUUUUUUGAGUCAACAUGCAAUAAAUUCAUGUGGGGAUGUUUCUUCGUUAUACCGAGUGCAGUCGAACUAGUACAGCACUCAGGUUACUCAGGUCACUAAAAAUUAUCACAUAUACAUGAUGGAUACGUACAGUCCAAUCUCGAUACAAGCUUGUCCAUUACAAUCAGUUUUCUCUCCGGUCUAAUUAUUUUGGAAUUCGGAAGCUUCCUCUACUUAAAAGCUCUUUUGAAUUCUGGGACGCAUAUCUUAUUACAAGCCUCAAGUGAAAUGUUAAUUAAACGUACAUGUGUAAAAUUAAAGGCUUAUGACGAGUGCUCUUACUCGAUACUGCUACAUCCGGUAGUGGGAAAACUGUAAUUCGGAGAAAUAAUUCCCCCACAGGGCCAAAUGGAGGCUUAUAAUGAGAUUGGACUGCAUAUUGAAUCUUAUGAUCGUCCCAAUUACGACCCCGAUAGCUGUGAAAUACCCCAUAGUUUUAAAUUCAAGUAUUGUAUUCCAAUGUGAUUAUAAUUAUUACUAUAUGCUAUGUCUAUCUUCAUGUAAGUUGAGACAUAUGUGUAUGUAUUUUGACCUAAACCAUGUAUUUUGAAAAUUGUAGACAAAGCAAGUUAAAACGAUGUUACUUUGAGGAGGCUGUUGAAAUUCUAUUGGAUUCCGAUCAUUAAAUUAUUCGUAUUGCAAUCAAACGUAUUAAGUGGUAAUUUCGUAUCAUAUCGAGAUAACAUGGAAACGUAAAUAAAAAAAUAGUCUGGAUGCAUUUUUCCAAGUUGUAAUAUUGCGUAGAGUAAUAAAAAUGAAUAAAAUCGUAUCUGUGAAGUUAUUAGAUAAACAAUAUUGUUUAUCUUUCAUAAAUUAAAUUGUGAAUAAUUGCCUUCGAUGAAAUAAAAUGAUCACAGUAAUAAUUAGUAUUAUAUAUAAUUUGGAAUUGCCGUUACUACCGAUAACAAAACUUAUGAUAG
Molecule: messenger RNA, 6293 nt
Organism: Cephus cinctus (wheat stem sawfly)
Lineage: Eukaryota; Metazoa; Arthropoda; Insecta; Hymenoptera; Cephidae
Gene: DIP-lambda
Product: lachesin
Exons: 10
Coding region: 442-1740 (432 amino acids)
Cellular component (GO): neuron projection
Source: RefSeq, a predicted model, not a curated record